CGGCCAGAUGGGCGGGGUAUAAAUAAUAUAUUAUUAUUAUUAUUAUUAUUAUUAUUAUUAUUAUUAUUAUUAUUAUAUGUUAACUGGGUUCCAAGCAUCUCCAAGCCUGCCCAUCUCUGAAACUAGAAUGGAUUUCUGAUCCAUUCGAGAUCCCCAUAAAAAAGCAAACACAAGCAAGUUUUGUAUUUUUAAUUUUUCAGUUGGUUUGUUUACUGGUACCUUCCCUACCUCAUAAAGGAGCUAUUUCAGAUAUGCACAGGCCACUUCUUCCAGCUACUCAAAGGAGCUAUGUUGUUUAAAAUCAUAUAAAAUCAGUGUGGUAACAAAAUCAUGAAACAAAACUGCAAUCGUGUUUUAAAACAGCCCUGAAUCUACUAAAUCAACCUGCCUGCAAAUCCCCCUGCCGCAAAAAUAAAUUAGUCCCAACAGUAAACAGUAAAAGGCAGGCUUCUCACCUCACACAUAGUUCGCCUCUUUCCUGUUUAUACCCUCACAACAAACCUGUGAGGUUGGUUAGGCUGAGAGACUGUGAAUAAGCUAAAGGCCACCCAGUGAGCUUCAUGGCCAAAUGGGGAUUUGAACCUUGGUCUCCCAGGUCCUAGUUUGACUCUAACCACUGCACCACACUAGCUAUACAGUGGUACCUCGCUAGACGAAUGCCCUGCUAGACGAAUUUUUCACUAGACGAAUGGGUUUUGCGAUCGGAGGUUGCCUCGCAAGACGAAUUCGUUUUGUGAAAAAUUCAUCUAGCGAAUCGCGGUUUCCCAUAGGAAUGAAUUGAAGUUCAAUUAAUGCAUUCCUAUGGGCAAAAAAUAAAAAUAAAAAAAUUCAAUGCAUUCCUAUGGGAUUCGCAAGAUGAAUUUUUUGCAAAAAGAAUUGACUCACAGAACGAAUUAAAUUCGUCUUGCAAGGCUCCACUGUAUUACCCUUUCUGUCAGGGAUUUGGAGAUUUUUUUUUUUAACUGUUCAAUCUUAUUUCCGGUGGGUAAACCCAAAUCAACUGGUGAAUAUUUAGACAGGGGGCGUGGGUUUUGUUGUUGCUACUUAUCCCUGCAAUGGACUUCCCCCAAAGAAUUCUGGAAACUGUGGUUGCUCCUCAGAGAUUUACAAUUCCCAGUGUCAUUAACAGCGCCCAGAAUUCUUUGGGGGAAAGUCAUGUGUUUUGGAUGUGUGUUGGAUGUGCUUCAAAUGUAUGGUGUCGAGCUGCCCUGUGGCUGUCCAGAAUGGAGGUCCCUUUGGUGGUGGGCCCCAGGAGGCCCCACGGCCAGCCCUGCAGGGUGGUGAUGAUGCCAGCCCUCCCGGGAACAACAGCAAGCUGCCUUUCAGGGCGAUUUCGGCCAUCUGUCAAGAGGCACCGCCAUUCCCCAGGCUGACUCUCAACCCUUUCCCAGUUCCUCAGGUUCUGAAGAGCUGCACAGAGUUUGUGGAGAAGCACGGAAUCGUGGAUGGGAUCUACCGGCUGUCGGGAGGUUCCUCGAACAUCCAGAAGCUGAGGUUGGAAUUUGACAACGACCGGGGCUCGCCUGACCUCAACUUGUACCUCCAGGACAUCCACUGCGUGAGCUCGCUCUGCAAAGCCUACUUCAGGGAGCUGCCCAACCCGCUCCUCACCUAUCAGCUCUAUGAUAAGUUUGCUGAUGCUGUGGCCAUCCAGAUGGAAGAGGGCCGGCUGGAAAAGAUCAAGGAUGUGCUGAAGGAACUCCCAGCGCCCCACUACAGGACUUUGGAGUUCCUGAUGAAGCAUCUAGUUCACAUGGCCUCUUUCAGCUCCGAGACCAACAUGCAUGUACGGAACCUGGCCAUUGUCUGGGCUCCCAACCUGCUCAGGUCCAAGGACAUUGAGUCGUCUGGCUUCAACGGCACAGCGGCCUUCAUGGAGGUCCGCAUCCAGUCCAUUGUGGUGGAGUUUAUCCUCACCCACGUGGAUCAGAUUUUCAAUAAUGUCCCUCUCUGUGCCGGGAGCCGGGAAUCUCUCAGGAAGUCCCUUCUCCUUGCGGGCUCACCGGUGACCUUUAGCGACGAGAAAUACUCCUUUUCCUGCAAUAUCCCAGCUGCGCUGAACCAGGGGGAUGGCCCACCACAGAUGCGACCCUACCACACCAUCAUCGAGCUCAACGACAACAAAAGAAAAGGAUCCCUUAAGGCAAAGAAAUGGAAGUCAAUUUUCAACCUCGGCCGAUCCAGCCAUGAUGCCAAACGCAAGUUGAACAAGCCGGAGGACAAAGAUGACAAAAUGGGAAAGAUGCGUCUACGGCCGGCCAAAAGCAUGGAUUCCCUCAGCUCCAUGCCAUGUGCCAGCGAUGAUGACAUUCAGCUGGGGAGGAAGAUCUCCCAGAAGCAGCUCACUCUGUGCCGUGAGAGUUUUGAUGGCCCGGCUUCUCUCGAUAACAGUUUCCUGCUGUCGGAGUCCGAGGAGUAUACGGAGAGGCCCAAGGCUGAAGAAGCACAAGGCGAGUCGGAGGGUGAAACCACUGCCAAGUCGGAGCCCACCACCCCGAAAGCCAGCAGGUCCAGCCUUGUCGGGGUGGCCCCUCAAGGGAGAUCCCCCAAAACUGGGCGGAACCGCGCGGAGAAGUGCGCCGGCGUCCACAUCUCUGGGCCUUUCUCUGUCACAGUCCCAUUCCACAUCACUUCCAACCUCAGUUUGUCCCGGCUAACGCGGGGGCUCGAGUGCCCUGCCCUGAGCCACUGUGCCUUGGAGAAGGACCCUCCUGAGACCUCUGGGGCCAAAGAAGAUGAGCCUUCUAAGCAGAAAGAAACUGAGGAGAAGCUGGUGCCUGUCACAAACAAGGAAGACGCUGGAUAUGCAAAGGCAGGAGGCCUGUCUGAUUCGGAAGAGAACCAGAUGUCUUUGGAGGUCCAGGACUCCUUCUCUUUCCUGGACAGCCAAGAUGCCUGGCUGGGUGAAAGCAUGGAUGGAGACCAGCCCCGGAAGAGCACCAGCAUAGUGCCUGAUUUUGCAGGCAGUGGUGUGGACAGUUCUCCACUCACGGAGGACGACAUGAGCAGUGGGUUCAUGAAUGAGAUGAUAGGAGGAGGGAUGCAGCUGGAGAUGUUUCCAGCUGUUUCAGCACUAGAUUACCUGUCCAUUGAGGAGUGUAUGAACGAGCACUCGGAAGAGGAAGAUGACCAAUAUUAUCUGGCUGUGGGAUGUUCAGAUGGCGAAGAGGUUUCUAAGGAGGUUGACAGUGAAGAGGUCUACUUGAGUGCUUUUGAUGACCUCAGCCCCUUAGCUGGCAAAUUACAGCAUUUCCAGCAGCCAGAUGAAGACCAGGCUCUUGAUGACACCCAUCUCCCAAGGAGCACGUUGGACGAUCAGCCCUUCAGUCUGGCCGGACAGCCCUCACCUGAAGACCCAGACAGCUCCCAUCUCUUUGAGGUUGGCAGGGAGCCUCUCUUGGAUGGCCCUCCAGUUCACAACUUCAGGUUAGAUGAUUCCCAGCUGGAUCCAGAUUCAGCCAAUCCAUCUGAAGAAGAGUUGCAGGCCUUCCCAGAUUCUGCUACUGAUUUCAGUCAGUUGGAAACACUCAUGAAGGCUGAAUCUGAGACCACCCAGGUAGAUCCAGGCUUGGCAGCGUUGCAGAUGGAAAGCAUAAACACCAGAGGUGAAGAUGACCUGCUUCUAGGAACAGGGUGCUUGAUGCAUCCCAAAUGCCCCGAUGGAGUUCCAGAAAACCCUGUGCAAAGAUCUUCGGUUCAAGAGAAUCAAAACCAUGCAGCCCAACCGAGCCUUGAAAAUGAGCAGGAACGACACAAUGCAUUAGGUAUUGAGCAGGUUGCUAGAUCUCCUUGCAUCCCCAGCAUAGCGGCUGAUGGAUCUACCGUGGAGGUAGAUGGAUUGUCUGACUGGCACCCAGACUAUGAGUUCCCAUUUCAAGAGGCAGAGCAGCUACAGAGGGGAGAGACUGCUCUUCAUCCUCAGGCAGCAGCAGCUCUUUCACCCCUGGAUGUCUCCACUUUGCACAGAGCUCCACUUUCCUCUUUGCUGGACAAUUGCUCUGAAAACGCUUCUUCCGAGAUGUCUCCAAUGCUUGCGUUGAGUCUUGAGCCAGGUGCUCCACCUGAGAGAUCCCCUCCUGAUGGCUCCUCGCCUGACAAUUGCAAUGGGUCUGAAGCCUCGUCGCUUGGGGCCCCUUCUCUGCAGGGCUGCCCAGAAAGUCCUCCACAGACACCACCGCAUUCAAUGCCAGCGAAAGCCUACGAUGCCCUCAAGCACGACCUCUCUGACGGAAGCGUCUCCAUGAGGUUGACCUCGCAUGCCAUCAGAGUGCAGCAGGCGAAAUCUUUCCCGGUCGUGCCUCCGAAACCCCAGUUUGCCAAGAUCCCUCCGUCCUUAAUGCCAAUAUCUCCGACCAAGGAAGCCUCCCUCAUGUGGUGUAGCCCACCUGUCCCAGAAAAGAACUGUAGAAACGGGAUAAAAGAGGGGACCAACGAAGGCUCUCUGCGCAGGCCCCUUCGCCCAGCCAGCCUGGACAUACAUUGCAACACCCCCGAUAGCAUGGAAAAUGUAAAAACUCCCCCAGCUUCUUCCAAGCUACCCACCUCUCCAGGUAUCUGUCUUGGCGAUUCAGGGGCCCUGCGAAAGCAGCGGAAUUCCAUGCCUGUGAGUUUAGAGAAAUAUGACAGAGAUUAUGAGAGCAGAGGAGGAGACACAGUCCCAAAGCUACUGCACUCCCCACUGGACAAAUACAGCCUUUGGCCCAAGAGCAGUGAUGACCUCCCUAAUACAAAGUGCUCUCUGCUAGAAAGUUUGGAUAAACACAGCAGCAGCACUACCACCACCAAGGGUGAAGAAGGGAAGGGUGAGCCCUGCCAAAAGCAACUUCCGGUGCCUCUAUUGCUCAGCGAGGCUGGUGGGGCUGCCCUCCAGAAGCAGAGAUGGGCCAGCUGGCGCAACGGGAACAGCAUGUCGUUUGACGAGGCCGUCGCUCUUGCCAAGGAGAGGCACGUGGGCCAGUCCCCGGUGAGGAGGAUGCAGACCUACUGUUUUGGCGACAUGGAGGGGCUGCAUGGCCCUCCCAGAACAGAGAGGCCUCCCCCGAACCCCAAGCCCGCCCUGAAGCCUCUGGGGCAGCGGCCCCUGAGACCCCCGGCCUGCGCAGGCACAGCCGCAGAUGCCCUUGUCCCGGGGAAGCCGCUUCUUGCUCCAGCGUUGCCUGACAUCAUCCCAGAAGGCCAACUCUCUCCAAACCUGGAAGCUCUGUCCCUUCCUCAGGAUCUCCCGCCAAGGAGAAGACUGAGCUUGACGAAAGCAGGGCGGCGUGCGUCCAACUCGGAAGAGGUGCUUUUAGCAGCACAGCAGGAGCGGAGGUGAUUUGCUUUGGCAGCCGGUUCCCAAAUCUGGCCUUCAACUGUGCUGCCUGGUGCUGCUGUGACCUUGGACUUCUGCACUGAUGUGGCACCUCCCCACCCACCCAAUCAGGACACAAAGGACUGAAGAAGAGUCUUGCUGGAACAAACUAACCUUAGCUAAGAAUCAUCUCUGCUUCAAUCAGAGACCAGCCAGAAGUCCACAAGCAGGGCCUGCGAAAGCAAGAGCUGCAGGAGCCGCACCCACGGGUGAUACAACCAAGGGCAAGGGCAUGUCAUGUGGGUGCUACAAAUUGGGGUAGCUGCUCAGAUUUGAGUCCUGUGCGGUAGGUAGGGUGGUAGAUAGCGAUGUAGAAUAAAUGCUAUUGUGAGUGAGUAGGCUUAAAUUGAUGCAACGGAAAUGAGUAAGAGAAAAGGAAAAAAAUACUGCAAAUGUACCAUUCUGAAAUGUGCGCAUCUUCUGUGCAGGCAGGCAUCCCCUUAACUAUUAACACAUAUUGGAUGGUUGCAUAUAAAGCUUCCCUUUAAUCAGUCAUAGCUUCUCCCAACAAAUUAUGGGAAACGUAGUUUGUUACAGGUGCUGAAAUCUGUUAGGAGGCCUCUAUUCCCCUCACAGCAGUACAAUUCCCAGAGUACCCUGUGAGGAGGGAAUGCCAGUAAAAGCACUGUAAGAACUCUAGCCGUGGGUGGGAAUAGGGGAUUCUCCUACCACCCUUAACGUACUAUACAGCCCCCUGGAUUAUUUGGGGGAAGCCAUGGCUGUUGAAAACUGUAUCAUGGUGCUUUAAAUGUAUGGUGUGAAUGAGGCCGAAGUUGAACUGUUAUAUAGCCUACAUCCCACUCGGCUUUUACCCUGAAGGCCUGAAUGUACUUAUAGACGCAAGAGACAAAUUUCUGUUUAGCUCUCUCUUUAAACAUGGAAGGAUACUGAGCGAGAUCACUGCCUUGAAGGUUGAGGCUGUCAUAAUAUUUUACAAACUUAUUUGGAAGGAAGUCCCGCUCAGCAAUGUGAGACUUACUUCUAAGUAAUAUAAAAUGCAUAGGAUUUUGCACGUAGACAUGCACAUGGGAUCAUGUUUGUUACCUAGAGGCUCUCAAACGUCCCAGAAGCAAUGGGUGACAGUUACCAAACAAAACAGUGUUUCUCCACUAUGAAUUGGAAAAUAAAUGUCCAUGCUGUUUGGUUGGUACUAAUGAAUAUUUGUACGUGGCUGCCAUGAUGCUGCACUCAAGAAUUUGCAGAACAUAAUAUGGGGGACACAAGCUAGCCCACAUGGGCUUUGUGGAUGACAGAAUAUCCUGGAUCCUGAUACUAGGGGUGGCUUGUUAGUCCAGCCUUUGCCAACCUGGGGCCCUCCAGAUGUUUUGGACUACAGCUCCCAUCAGCCCCAGCCAGCAAAUGGACACAUGGUGGCUGGGGCUGAUAGGAACUGUAGUCCAGAAAUAUCAGGAGAGCCCCAGAUUUGUAAUGCCUGUGUUAGUCCCUCUUUCCAGUAGAGAGCCCAAAGGAAUACUGUUACAUGAACUUUAUUCACUGGCUUAAUAUCAGUAACGUUUUAUCUCAGAAGUCCAGAUGUUUUGCCUCAUGAUUCUCCCUUUUACACAGGAAAAAAAGCAAUGGUAUUUAACUCAAUGCAUUUUCAUAUUCAGAUGUCAAGUGCAGGCUAUACUCGGUGUGUGUGUAUUAAAUUCAGAAAGCAGAGCAUUUGAAAAACACUUAUCGUGUCUGUGAAACUGUUUAUUGACCCCGCUUAGGAACGGCUUGUUUAAGCGGCCUAUUGGGUGACUGAAGUAUAAAAAAGAUAGGAGGAAAUGUAUGUGGAUAGCCAAAUAGUACCAAGAUUAGCAUGCCAGCCAAGAAAAACCUGUCCUGGUUUGUAUAUGGAGUGUGGAAAAGGGGGCAGAUUGGUCACUGGUGUGAGAAUGGGGGUGUUACAAGGACUGAGUUGUUCCCAUUUUCAAAUGCUGUAAAGUGUGUGGGGUUUGUCUAAUCCUAACUGGUGGCACUUCCUCAUAGCAGGUUAGUGUAGACUUAGGUCAUAUCCACACCACACCAUACAUUUAAAGCACAAUUAACACACAUGGCUUUUCCCAGAAAACUCCUGGGGAUUGUAGCUUACCCCUCACAGAACUACAAUCCUCAGCACUCUUAACAAACUACACUUCCCAGGAUUCUUUGGGAGAAGCCAUAUGCUUUAAAUGUGCAUUAAGUGUAUGGUGUGGGUGUGACCUUGGUGCUGCCCGUGCAGGUUUAGUGGUAGAGUCCAAAAGAUUUCCGUCAGAUGUGGUAAGCAACGCUUUUCUUCGUGGCUUCUUCAGCUAUUCUUCAGUAGCCAUCAAUAUUUUUUAACACUUAUGAAAUUGUUUAAAAUAGCCGCAUCAACGCCAAUGAAAAAAGUUUGCAAUAAAUCUUCAAGGUCUUGUGAUGCCUAAGCCAUACCUCAACAUUUGAGACAAUUUGAUCUAGUGGAAUCUUUACUACUAGAUCUACUGUGGAGGUUUGGGUUAGCCUAAUGCAUUUUUAAAUUUGCUGUGCUGGUGUUUUUAACAGGUGUCUUGAUAUUUUUUACCUGCUUCUGGGGCACAACUCUGGCAUGAGGCUGGCCUCAAGUGAAGGUGUUGCAUUUGGGCUUUUAAAUCUGCCCAGUCAUGCAGUUUAGUGAGUGGACUCGAGUCAAGUUGCCACAAGUCACCCUCCCUCUGCCUAAACUUUUGUAGAGUUGGUGCAGUGUACCAGCUAAGACCUGAGCUACAAAACAGGAAAUUCUUGGUUCGGAUCUUGCUUCUGCCAUUCACUCGUUAGUUGUAGGCGAGCCAUUCUGCCUCAGCCCUCUCGUCUACAACAGUGUGAAGCAGGUAACGAUACUGAUCUACUCUGCAGGGUGCUUGUAAGGGUUACAACAUUUUGCAUCAUCUCAUGCUGCUAGGUGGAAGGUGGGAAAGAGUACCAUCUGCUAUCACUAGGGAGAAGCAUUAACAUCACAGAUUCCUGACCCCAGUGGCUCUCUUUGUCACCAACAGAAGAGCAGCAACUAUGGGUUCUAUUUUUGUAAUGCUUUCAUCUGUCAUGAGCCUCUUUGAAGGGAAGGCUGGGUAUAAACCUUUAAAACAAAUAAAAUCAUAUUUGUAAAGUGCUUUGAACAUUCACAAGUGCUACACACUUGUCAAUACAAUUGUCCUUAAUGAAGUACUGGGUUGGAGGGCAACCACAGGAUAAAAGUCCAAACCGGAAUAAUUCUUGUAAUUCUACCUGUAUCCAGUUUCCUAUUCCAACCUAAUGCCAUUUUCAGAGAAGAAAAUUAUCCUGAUCCAAAAAGAAAAAAUUAUUUGCAAGUUGCCAACAACCAAUAUGACCUAUAUGGAGCUGCUUCCUUCAAAACAAAACACAGCAAAGGCCACCAUAGUUUGCACUGAUUAUGAGAACAUAAGGAGAUCAUAAGACACUGGAGUCCUUUACCAAUCAAAAAGGAUUUAAGGUUAAAUCAACACCAUACAGAUAAAACAGACACCACACACUUUUAUAGCACAUGACUUCUCCCAAGCAUCCUGGGAACCGUAGUUUGUUAAGGGUACUGGGAAUUGUAGCUCUGCGAAGUAAAGUCUUGAGUUUUAAAUAUGAGUUGGGUGUGCUUUAAAUGUACAUUAAGGAUCUGUCAAAGAGUAAGCAGAGGAAACUUGUUGCCCACAACAAAGAUGGCAACACUAGGCAAUGGUCCUUCCUUAUUGGUUAGAGAUGAGCCAACCCCAUGUUUGACGUUAGAAAUUGACAGCUGAAGGCAGCGCCCUUCGCUAAGAUGGCGGCCACCGGAAGU
Messenger RNA from Zootoca vivipara (common lizard), 9122 nucleotides. The record is from RefSeq and is a predicted model, not a curated record. NCBI's taxonomy places the organism in Eukaryota, Metazoa, Chordata, Lepidosauria, Squamata, Lacertidae.